AUGCUGGUCGAAGUGGACACCGUAAGACUCUGGGGUCAUGACGUCAUCCGGCUGUUCUGCAGGUAUAAAAUAGUAACAAUGUCAAACAGGCCCACAUUUGAUUAUAAUGAUGAAUCUCAGUCAGAGAGAUUAGCCAGGAAGUCCAAGGACUCGCCUUUCAUGAUAAUAGGAAUAAUAGGCCUGAUUGGUGUCUGCGGUUUUGGAGCAUAUAAAUACAAGAAUAGAGGAAAAAUGAGUACCAGUGUUUUCCUAAUGCAACUGCGAGUAGCAGCCCAGGGCACAGUGGUGUCAGCACUGACUAUAGGUCUUGCAUACACUUUAGCCAAAGAACAUCUAUUUAAGGAUGACAAAAAGUAA
Messenger RNA from Arctia plantaginis, 357 nucleotides. The record is from the annotation of a GenBank genome assembly. NCBI's taxonomy places the organism in Eukaryota, Metazoa, Arthropoda, Insecta, Lepidoptera, Erebidae.